AUGGAAGCAGCUUACUUACCUAUAACCACCGGCAACCCCGGGAAGGAAAGGGAAUUGAGAUCUUCUACCUUAACCUUAGUACACCGCACACGAAUAUCGAUAAUACAAGAAAGCACAUCACAAGCUCAAUCAGAGAGCGAUUAUUUUCAUAGUAGUUCGAAUCCUUUAGCUACUAAUCUAGCUUUGUAUCUCUCUAUCGAGCCAUCCGCUUUAUGCUUGAUCUUGUUCGAGCUUUCUCCCCGCUUCCAACCACCAUUAGAGGAAUUCUCUUUCCUUGACCGAUACGUAGGCAGGGAUUGUAAUCUCAAAUCUCUUUCUCAUCUAGUAACGGGAGCUCCGCAUAGCUCUUUCUUUAUAGACGUCGUCACUCCUGUCCUAUUGCUUCCCCGGCUUGGUUUUGGUGGUCAUAUCUCCGGCCCCUAUUGUAGUACAUCCGAUCUAACUUAUUUGACUUGCAUCUUUGAGUCGAAAGUCAAGUCCGAUCGGUCGAGCAGCUUUCAUGGGAACUAG
This is a messenger RNA of Dovyalis caffra, 510 nucleotides long. NCBI's taxonomy places the organism in Eukaryota, Viridiplantae, Streptophyta, Magnoliopsida, Malpighiales, Salicaceae. The record is from the annotation of a GenBank genome assembly.